Molecule: messenger RNA, 4463 nt
Organism: Trematomus bernacchii (emerald rockcod)
Lineage: Eukaryota; Metazoa; Chordata; Actinopteri; Perciformes; Nototheniidae
Gene: fmn1
Product: formin 1
Exons: 17
Coding region: 632-4342 (1236 amino acids)
Biological process (GO): actin nucleation
Cellular component (GO): endoplasmic reticulum membrane; actin filament; cytoplasm
Molecular function (GO): microtubule binding
Source: RefSeq, a predicted model, not a curated record
UGUUGUCACAAACAGUGGCUGAAAUCACCAUCUGCUUCCAAUUACACUCUGACAAUCUGUAGGACGGUCGCCAAAGAACCUGCUCUGUGAGGAACUAUAGUUUUUAGAGGAGCCAGAGGGGGAAAGGAGGCAGAACCUGGAAACUAAAACCAGGACGUGGAGCUGACUUUUAAUUGUGGUUGAGCUGAGUCAUGGAGCUGGGGGUUUGGAAACUUUUCCGUUACUCUGUGGAUUCCUCCCCGUUCAUUCUGGAGUGACUAACUUCCAGUUUGGAAAUGUAGUUCUCCGGUAAGACAUGAAGGAGAUGUUGCAGCAGUGAAAGGAUACAUCUAUUUCUUUUCAACAAACUGGAGCAGGUCGGAUUUUCAGAAGUGGUGAUGUGACUUUUCAACAUUUCUUGCAUCUGUAUUAAUACUAAAUGAAAGUUGCAUGAUCCUGGAUGUUUUUAUACAAACUAUUGCAUGGCUAACAAAUGCAUGACCACUCAAAUCAGCCUCUUAAACUGCAUUGUUCUGAAGUAAGAUGUUGCACCUAAGUCUCAGAUAUUAGCUGUUGACAUUGUGGAAAAGGCUUUUCAACAACUACUCCCUUCACUCUGGAUUAGGUUUUCUUUGUGAGCUAUUUAUGAGCAAUGGAGGAGCAAACAGCCAUCCUAAAAUUCUUCAGGAUCCUUACAGAGGAGGAGGAUGAGGAUUUCAUUCAAGGAGACACUGAGCUGAGUUUAGAUAUAAAGAAAAAUGGCUUUGAGGAAGCUGUGGAGAACAGUAGAGAGUCCUUAUCGCAUGUUAAACUGCUUUAUGAUGAGGAGAACAUGACCUGUAAUACAGUGAGACAUAUAUAUAGAGGAGAAGCAGGAAAUGACUCAGACAUGGCAGAGGAGGAGAGGUGUAAUGUCAACCUAACAGAGCAGCAAAGUGAGGCUGCCAACUCUGAAAAUGUCUCAGAGAAACAGACCUUUGCAACAAAUCAAGACGAGAACAAGAUGCCAUAUGACAAAGUUAACGGCUACAGCAACGAGGGCUGUCACAUAUCGGAGAACUCGCUGGAUGAAUGUGCCUUGAAGGAAUCUGUGCAACCAAAAUAUCAACAUUCUUCAACUGACUGCACGGAUACAGGCUGGGAUUCUCAUUCCAAGCAGGAUGCCACUGAAGAAGUUAAUAAGAAAGAAAGAAAAGAUUAUGAAAAUGUUCACAUCCAGGAUGAUUGUGUCCCAAAUGCUUCCAGUUCGGAUGUCGGUUCUGACCCUGAGGAAUCUGAGAAAAGUAGAUCUAAAAAUAUAGUGAUUACAGUGACUCGGACAAGACCUGGCGUUGAGGAAGAACCGAUAUUAACACCAACAUUUGAGCAUGCUGAUGGCUCAUCUCAUAUCCAAAAUAAAGAGGAGAGGACCGGAUCAGAUGAGGACAGCGAAGAAGAAGAAGAAGAGAAAAGAGAUGAAUUUCCAGACUUUUCCUCCCCUCUUUACCCUCCAGCCCCAAAAGACCCUCUUUCCAUAACAUCUGCGACCAAUAACCCUCCACCUGGAUCCACCUUCACCAGAGCCACCUUUAAACCGAGCUCCCCCACCGACAAACAGAUCCAGCUCCCGGCCCUCUUCAGCGGGCUGAGGGUCCUGAGGAAGGGGGUCGUCGGGCCCGAGCACGACACCGUGGCCCAGAUCAAAACCUCAUCGCCAGCAAAGAGAGACAUUUUCCCUGAUAAACAAUCGGACGGUAAAUCCCAGGGGAGCUUCCUGGACCAGAUCUCACAGCUGCUGAACCGGGAAACGAGCGAAGAUGAGACGGAGGUGACCGAGGAGAUCGAGGAGACCGAGGAGAGGACGGAAAAGGAGGCUGAAGCAGAUGAGAGUGAGAUGGAAAAAAGUCAAGAGGACGAGAGGGAAGAAGUUGAAACAGAGGAGGAAGCAGAGGUUUCAUCUGAGUCCACCAAGCCUCCUGCGUCCAGUGCAGAGGCGGCAUUCGAUGCCUUCAAAGCCUUUUUCACCCCAAGGCCUCUGAAGAGGGACCCGGCUGAGAAGAUAGACCUGGACGCAGUGAGGAAGAAGAUCAGAGCAGAUACAGAUGUGCUGAAGGCGAUUUUUGAGAGAUCCUCCAAUAAGACGCAAGAGAAGAAAGACUCUCCUGAUGGCAAAUCAGAAGCGUCCACCCCAGGAGAUGGAGAGGAGAGAACGCCAGGUCGCCUUCAAGCUGUCUGGCCACCACUGAAGGAGGAAAAAGUUGGGCUGAAAUACACAGAAGCAGAGCACCAGGCCGCUCUCUUGCAGCUGAAGAGAGAAUGCAAAGAGGAGCUGGAGACGUUACAGGAGGACUUUGGUCAGCAGCUCUCCAGACUGCGGGUGGAGAACGAGGACAAUGUGUCCCGUCUGGAGUUCAGUGUCUCCGAGCUGCAGGUCCUCCUCUCCCAGGCCGGGACCCGCCGUCACGGGGAACUCAAAGACGUUGCUGUGUCAACGGAAGACGACUUCUUACACAAGUCUUUCCGCACAGUGUGCAUCCAGACCGACAGGGAGACAUUUCUUAAGACCCCUGACGAUGGAGAGGGAGCAACGAGAGCGAGCACCAGCCCCCAGCAGCAGAGGGUGACCCCCAGAAAACUGGACCUGACGUCUAUCAGCCUCAGCCUGGCCGGACACAGGGACGAUUCUUCCUCUUCAUCACAUGACCCUCCAUCACUUCCUCAAAUGCAGCCUCCAUCAGUACAACCACUAGCUCCUUCUCAGACAACCAAAACACAAAUCCUGCCUCCUCCUCCUCCUCCACCUCCUCCACCUCCACCAUGUUUUUCUUCACCCCUUAACCUCAUGCAGACGUCACAUAGCGCUCCACCACCUCCUCCACCUCCUCCCUCCACUCCAGGCUUUGCUCCCCCACCUCCUCCACCUCCACCUCCUCCCUCCACUCCAGGCUUUGCUCCCCCACCUCCUCCACCUCCACCUCCUCCCUCCAUGCCAGGCUUCGCUCCCCCACCUCCUCCUCCUCCAGCUGGGGGUUUUAUUGUUGAACAACCUCCAAGGAAGCAGACAGUGGAGCCGUCCCGACCCAUGAAGCCUCUCUACUGGACCAGAAUCCAUAUCCAGCACAACAAGAACACACUGUGGAACAUUUUAGAGGAACCAAAUAUAAUAAAUGCCGGCCAGUUUGAGGAUCUUUUCGCCAAAACCAUCACACACACCAAGAAGAAGCCGCUGUCCGAGGCUUAUGAGAAGAAAGCCAAAGCCAGGAAGAUCAUUAAGCUGUUGGAAGGGAAGCGCUCUCAGGCCGUGGGCAUCCUCAUAUCGAGCCUCCACCUGGAGAUGAAAGACAUCCAACAAGCGGUGCUGGCAGUUGAUCACUCUGUGGUGGACUUGGAGACCAUUGAAGCCCUUUAUGAAAAUAGAGCGCAGCCAGAAGAGCUGGAGAGGAUCAGGAAGCAUUACGAGACGUCCGAGGAAGAGGAAGUGAAACUGCUGGACAAACCUGAACAGUUCCUGUAUGAGCUGUCUCAGAUCCCAGACUUUGCAGGCAGAGCUCACUGCAUCAUCUUCCAGGCGGCCUUCAUCGAUGGGACCACAUCCAUCCAGAGCAAGCUCAACACAGUUUCAUCCGUCUGUAAGGCUCUGCUGGAGAGUGAAGGUGUGAUGGAUGUGAUGGGACUGGUUUUGGCUCUGGGGAAUCACAUGAACGGAGGAAACCGGACCCGAGGUCAGGCGGAUGGCUUCGGACUCGAGAUUCUUCCCAAACUGAAGGAUGUCAAGAGCAGAGACAAUCGUAUCAGCCUGGUGGACUAUGUGGUGUCCUACUACCUGCACAAUGUGGAUGAGAACGCCGGCACAGACAAGAGUGUAUUCCCACUUCCUGAACCUCAGGACGUCUUCCUGGCUGCACAGGUCAAGUUUGACGACCUGAACAGAGACCUGAGACAGCUCGGACGAGAUCUGACAAGAUGUGAGAAAGAUGUAAGGAACGUUUGCUCUGAUUCUCCUGAAGAAAACCUGCAGCCGUUUAAAGACAAGAUGGAGGCUUUUGUUCUCAGGGCACGUAAAGAACACGCAGAGGCGUCUUAUCAGUUGAUGACUGUACAAAAAAGUUUUCAGGACUUGACUCUGUACUUUGGACUGAAGCCUAAGUCAGGAGAGAAGGAGGUGACGGCCGGGCAUCUCUUCAUGCUCUGGUUUGAGUUUUGUGCCGACUUCAAAGCCAGGUGGAAGAGGGAGAACAAGAACCUCUCAAAUGAAAGAUUAAAAGAGGCUCAGCUGUCAGUGAAGAGGAUCACAUCGGAGAAGAAGGUGGAGACCAGAAAGAUCAAUCCCAACAGUCUGAAAGAGAGACUGCGUCAGAAAGAAUCCAACAUCUCCUCGAUUUAAGAGAGAAGAAGCAUAAAGCUGACUGAUCCGGAUCAAUAAAACCAUCUUGGGUUGGACUGGAAAUGGACCAUGAUACCAAAUGAACAGUUUAUUCAUUAAAACAAGAUCAAUGAAUGGAUUU